AUGGAGAGGAGAGCGGCGAGGGGCACCUCUGAUCACCGUCGGCGAAUGCAGAUGCCGCCGGCGCAGGUGGAGCAGAAGCCGCAGCGCCGCGGGGGGCCGAAGAGCUGCCAGAGAACGCCGCCGCCGCCGGGCUGCUUCACCAUCCAGCUGCUCAUGGUGUUCCUCUGGGUGGCCGCGUCGCUCGCCUUCCUGCCGCUCGUGCUGCCGCCGCUGCCCCCGCCGCCGCUCUCGCUGCUGCUCGUGCCCGUUUGCCUGCUCGCCGUCCUCGCCGCGCUCGCCUUCGUCCCGCUGGACGCCCACAACAACGUCGUCGGCGGCGGCUCGUCUUGUUUGUAG
Messenger RNA from Triticum turgidum subsp. durum (durum wheat), 336 nucleotides. The record is from the annotation of a GenBank genome assembly. Lineage: Eukaryota; Viridiplantae; Streptophyta; Magnoliopsida; Poales; Poaceae.